GAAACACUUCAGAGCUGCCUCGAACGUGGCGCUUCUCUGCGUGCCUCCGCUUGUGACGUUGUCGAAAGAUUAGGAAAUCCGGCGCCAGCUUCUCGAAGUGGAAGAACACAAUCUCACGGGUAGAAUCCAAAUUAUUGAAGAUAUGUUUGAAGACGGCUCUGGUGUACGAACUAGAGGGAUUUGUGAUGGGGAGGGCGUUUGUGUCCGAUACUCCAAUGGCAUUUCAGCGUCAGAUGGAAAUGAGAUUCUCGAUGGGCAGAUCCUUAAUAUCAAAAGGCACAUACGAAUAUGGGGUCGACUUGUCCAUCGAAAUAUAGAGGCUUUUCGUGGGUGGGCUUUGAACGUGGAAGGACACAAACUUCGUGUUGGCUUCAUCUCAAGCUGGCGAGAGAGCGUGACUGUGAGGCGUUAUCUGCAGCAGAACCCAAGUGCAGAUCGGUGUGAAUUGGUGCGCGGCGUUGCACAAAGCCUUCUUUAUUUGCACUCGGAGGGGGUCGUACAUGCAAAUAUUCACCCAGACAACGUUAUGACUGGUAACGAAGGGGAUUCAUAUUUGCGUGGCUUCGACUUCUCGUACGAUCAUCGGUCCGAGGAGUCUCUAUACGGCUAUCGUGGCGGCUUACAACUCCAAUUCACGCCCCCAGAGUUCCUGAAUCGCCACACACCAAUACCCACAGAAUCGAGCGACAUAUGGGCAUUCGGAUGCAUUUCCGCCAGCCCCAUCAUUCCCUACCAUUUGAAUGAUGUAGACCCUUUCGAAGGGGCGAUCAUUGGGUGUUUCCUCCCUCAGGAUCAACGACCAAGAAUUAUAGACAUCAUAAGGGCCUGGUCUCAACAUCUUUCUCUACCUAUCCCUACACCCGCUCCUCGUAAUAACGACAAUCCCACACAUUCAUAUGUUCAAUCCCAGGCAGAUACCUCAAGGGAGUUCCGCCACUCCACCAAACACUCGGUGUGCCUCGCAUGUAGACUUCGCAAAAAAAGAUGUGCUGGAUUCACAGAUCCUUGCUCCGAGUGUGUAAGAUUAUGACUUGAAUGUCUGCGUCAUGGAAUCAGCAGAUCU
This is a messenger RNA of Cantharellus anzutake, 1063 nucleotides long. Its product is annotated as kinase-like domain-containing protein. Gene Ontology annotation, cellular component: plasma membrane. Lineage: Eukaryota; Fungi; Basidiomycota; Agaricomycetes; Cantharellales; Hydnaceae. Gene Ontology annotation, molecular function: DNA-binding transcription factor activity, RNA polymerase II-specific; zinc ion binding; protein kinase activity. Gene Ontology annotation, biological process: protein phosphorylation; regulation of DNA-templated transcription. The record is from RefSeq and is a predicted model, not a curated record. Bases 143 to 1030 code for a protein of 295 amino acids. The transcript has 8 exons.